Molecule: messenger RNA, 2292 nt
Organism: Malassezia restricta
Lineage: Eukaryota; Fungi; Basidiomycota; Malasseziomycetes; Malasseziales; Malasseziaceae
Product: fanconi-associated nuclease 1
Exons: 1
Coding region: 1-2292 (763 amino acids)
Biological process (GO): interstrand cross-link repair
Cellular component (GO): nucleus
Molecular function (GO): 5'-3' exonuclease activity; 5'-flap endonuclease activity; flap-structured DNA binding
Source: RefSeq, a predicted model, not a curated record
AUGGUCUUGAUCAGAAGAAGAGUGAACACGAAAUUGAGCGAGCAAAGCUUAGAGAUGAAGAGCGCAAGCGUAGGGAAGAUCCUCUCGAACUUAUACGUGAGUACACGCAGAGACCUUCAACUCCGCCUGUACGCGAUGCGAAGCAAGUCGAACCUACCGCUUCGCAUGCUAAGCAGCGUUCUUUUUUUCGGAAAGGGACCCGUGCAAAGCGCGAUGCACGGGUCCGAUGCCCAGAACGUCACUUCUGAUCGUGUGUUAAAGCGCAGAUACCAGCAAGAGUCGAUGUAUGUCGAGCUCUUUCAAGACAUGCUUCGAGCUGUGUUGGAAAAGGAGAGCCAUCUAUUUACAGCAAGUGAACAUGCCUGCUUUUCGUUUUUCUUUCAAUUACAUUACGAUGCGCGCUACUUGUUUGUUCGGCUUUUGCAACGCAAGAAGGGACAAUGGUAUCGCCUGGACAAAUUGGAGUACAAUGAUGUGGAAGAUCUUUCCAGUGCUGCUCGCGCACUAUCUCAGCCAUUCGCUGCAUCUAGUCUACUCGAACCGUAUCGUUUUUCGAUGAUGGAUGGCGACAUAAAGGACAAUAUUUUGUGGCGCCUUGAACUUCUGACCGUCGACGAGCUCAAACUUCUAGCCAAGCGUCUUGGCAAAAAAAGUUCGGGCACCCGUGACACGUUGCUGAAGAACCUCACAGCCAAGCCAACAAAUGCUGUGCUAUUUUCCCAGCAGCAUAAAUUAUCUAUGAACAUGCAACCAACUCACGAUCGACUUCUUUCGUACAUGGCCGACAUUAUGCAUGGUGGCUGCAUCUGUUUGGAUUCCACUGUCUACGCUCUCAUGGAGCGGCUUGCAUUCGUGUACUAUCGCGGAAAGCCAGUAUUGGGCUCGUUGCUGACCUCUGCCGUGCUUUCUCGCACUGGAAAAUAUACUUUUCCGACGUAUGUGUACAUGCGAGACUCAAGUAUGUUUCCUGACCGUGAUUGUCUUCUUCGUUACGAAGAAGCUACGCAGUUGGUCGAGCACAUGGACGCUUUUGUGGAAGGUAUGAAGUCGAGUCUUGAUUCUGCUCGUGCGUGUCUCCCUCUUCUAGACACAUGUGAACCUGCAUGGCGUGAAGCUACCCACGAAAUGCGUUCCGUAUACCCUGUUUGUGUUCCGCGCGAUCGAUGUCAUCUUCUGCGGUUCCAUUAUGGUUGGGCGUUGACACGCGUCCUGUUCAAAGGCUGUGAAUGUUUGGCGCGGCUAGGUAUGCAUGAUCGAGAAUCUCAUAUCUUGAAACAACUUUUAUCCCAGCGCUACUUUUGGCGCGGGCGUCGAGGGUCUUGGUACGAGCGACUUUCCAUUCUGAUUGCUCGGCACGAUUCCAAACAACACGCUUUGGUGAUAUGCCAAGAGGCACUGCACGACCCAGACACACAUGUAACAUAUACAUUCAGUCUCCAGCGACGCAUUGCUCGACUGGAAUCGCAGCUCAAAAUACCCAAAUCGGCACGUCAGACGUUCGUUUUAGCUCAUCGCGAGCCUCGAGUUGUUGAAUUCGAGGGCGUACGUGUGAAUGGGCGCCUAAUUCAGCCUCGUAAUAUGCUACGACAAACCGUGCUGACGUUCGAUGCACGUAUACCCAAGCCGACGACAUCGAAGGAACGCAAAUCUGGCGGACGCACGCAAUGGCAAAGUAUCUGUGGGACAUCAUGUACCGUGGAACAGUAUUGCUUAGAACAGUACGCACUACAAGGAUAUCGUGGGUAUCACUGUGAAGGAGGCAUUUUACUGUUUGUGUUUGUACUGCUCAUGUGGGACGUUCUCUUUCUUUCUGUUCCGGGUGCAUUCGAGACACCGUAUCAGCGCGCACCAAUGGACUUGGGCACAGAUAUAUUUUUGGAAGCACGAAAAGAGGCCAUCGAGGCACAACUCCAUCGAAUACAAGAAACAGGUGGGUGUGAUAUAAUACAUCGGGUGGAUGCACGUGAGCGUCCCAAACGAACGCAUGCCAUCGGUUGCCGAUGGGACGAAUUUCCUAUCCAUGACGUGAUGGAAGUAGCCGAGUGCAUCGGAGGUACUGCAUUAGCAGCACUGUGUCGCAUACUGUGUGAAAAUGGUGCCAGUACGACUGGAUUUCCUGAUCUUACCCUUUGGCGGUAUCAGGACCGACAAGUGCGCUUUGUGGAGGUCAAGAGCCCGAAAGAUCGAUUGAAUGAACCUCAAAAAGUGUGGAUGGAUGCGCUUUUGUCCGCUGGUGUGGCCGUGGACCUUGCCAAGGUGCGAAUUACUUCGAAUGAAGCCCAAGCGACUUGA